AUGGACUGCCACCCGGUAGCUGAUUCUCCUGAAGUACUUCACAAUUUCCUUCCUUUCUUUCGCAUAUUCAAAGAUGGCAGCGUCGAAAAAUUCCUUCAAACUCCCUUCAUCCCUCCGUCAGAUGAUCCCAAUGCCAUAUCUGGUGGCGUCCGAUCAAAAGACGUCUUCAUUUCACCCGAAAACAAAGUAGGAGCACGCCUGUUUCUUCCCAGAACAAUCAAAGCCGACGAGAAACAGAAACUUCCCCUCCUCAUCUACUUCCACGGCGGUGCAUUCGUCAUAGAAUCAGCAUUCUCUGUUCAGUACCAUAACUACCUCAGCUCCCUCGUGGCCGAGGCCAAUAUCAUUGCCGUGUCCGUCGAAUACAGGCUGGCCCCGGAGCGCCCCAUGCCCGCAUGCUUCGAUGAUUCUUGGACUAUGAUCAAUUGGGUGACAUCUCAUGCCAAAACGAGACAAGGACCUGAAUCAUGGAUCAAUAAUCACGCUGACUUCACUAAGGUUUUCUUCGCCGGUGACAGCGCUGGAGCUAAUAUUGCCCAUAACAUGGCAGCUAAAGCAAGCCAACAUAGCUUGGGAGAUGGUGUGAAGCUUCUGGGGCUGAUUUUGAUGCAUCCCUCUUUUGGAAAUGGACAGCCUCACAAACUCUGGGAGCUCAUCUGUCCUGAUCUCAACGGAUGGGAUGAUCCAAGGCUGCAUCCGAUGGCUCAUCGGAGUUUGUUAUCGAGCCUUGUUUGCAGCAAGAUUCUGGUUUGCAUAUCGGAGAAAGAUUCUCUCAGAGAGAGAGGUUGGCUUUACUAUGAGGCCCUGAAGAACAGUGGAUGGGAAGGUGAGUUGGACUUUUUGGAGAUUGAAGAUGAGGGUCAUGUUUUUCACCUGUUGAAUCCAAAUUGUGAUAAUGCCAAAAUCUUGAUGAAAAGGGUGGAUUCAUUUUUAAGAGCAUAG
Coffea eugenioides is the source of this 942-nucleotide messenger RNA. RefSeq names its product probable carboxylesterase 12. Gene Ontology annotation, molecular function: hydrolase activity. The record is from RefSeq and is a predicted model, not a curated record. Bases 1 to 942 code for a protein of 313 amino acids. NCBI's taxonomy places the organism in Eukaryota, Viridiplantae, Streptophyta, Magnoliopsida, Gentianales, Rubiaceae. The transcript has a single exon.